Molecule: messenger RNA, 801 nt
Organism: Hyaloperonospora brassicae
Lineage: Eukaryota; Oomycota; Peronosporomycetes; Peronosporales; Peronosporaceae
Source: the annotation of a GenBank genome assembly
AUGAGCGACAUCGACGACUCGGGCACAAACUUGUGGGGACGUACGGACGAGAGCGAGUUUUCGUAUGCGGUGGCGAUCCCCGGCACGAAUCAGCAAGUGCUUCUGAGGGCAGUGCAGGACCGAGACAUUUGUGCUGGCACGCCGGCGUUUCCAUCGCACGGCCACUGCGUGUGGGACGCCGCGUUGCUGUUGGCCGACUAUGUGCAGACAAGUUGUUGCGGCGCUGCUGCUGCUGCUGCUGACGAAGGCGACGGUCGAUUUCAGUUUCGAGGCAAGAAGGUGGUCGAACUUGGCGCUGGUGUGGGACUCGUGGGCAUGACACUGGCUAUGCUGGGAGCCCACGUAGCGCUCACGGAUCAGGACUACGCACUGCCUCUCCUGGCCAAGAACGUGGCCGUGAACUUUGCUGCUCCUGCAGUUGCGAGUCAGUCGGAUGCAAUUGCUACUGUACCGGUGGUGGAGAAGUGUCAGUGGGGAGAGCCAUUCGAGUCUUGUGGCACUUUGGCGUCGUGGACGAAGAGCGUCGACGUCGUGGUCUUCUCAGACGCGCUGUACCACGAAACAGCUUGCCUCUUGCUGAUCAAAACGCUGUGUGAAUUAGUGUCUCCAGCCACGGAUGUGUUUUUCAGCUUUGAGACACGAAAUGCUACGAUAGAAGCCAACUUUAUGCUGCAGCUCGAAGAAAAGUUUGACGUCGAAGAGAUCUCUCAUGCAGACAACGCACAGGCUUUUGCCAGAUUCAAGUAUCCGGACGAAUUAUUCGUGUUUCACGCGCGUCUCAAAGCUAAUGGCAAGACUUAG